AUGGUUUCAAUCACUGCUUUUCGCUCCGUCUUCGUCACGCAGGCUUCUAGAUCCAGUGGAGACAAAGCAAGACCAUGGUACUCCUCGACUGUUGCAAGACUUCGAAAGGCUCGUAAGUCAGCGGAAGAUCACGAUCUAGAAACACUUCCUGCGAUCCCGGCUGGUACCAUGACGGGCAUGCGGACAUUCAUCAGAGGAAGUCGGCUUGGUGUGGGGCCGGAAACAUACGACGAGUUGACUGGCUUUGAACCCUCGAAGCGCACCGGACGCGAAGUCGUGGUCACUCAAGAUGUUUCAUGGGAAGAAGAGAAAAUACAUCCUCACGGUGCUCACAUCAAUAACGCAGCGUAA
Messenger RNA from Letharia columbiana, 351 nucleotides. RefSeq lists its product as uncharacterized. Bases 1 to 351 code for a protein of 116 amino acids. The record is from RefSeq and is a predicted model, not a curated record. Lineage: Eukaryota; Fungi; Ascomycota; Lecanoromycetes; Lecanorales; Parmeliaceae. The transcript is spliced from 2 exons.